AAGAAAAAAAAACUAACCAAAAUUAACAAACAUUCAAAAAAAUAGUGUUAAAAUUAAGUAAUUAAUAACUUAUACAUUUAAUCAAAAAAUAAUUAUCUCUUAGGUGUACAUUCCGUCCCGAUUACCUCUAAAAAUUUAUGAAUAUUUAUACAAUUUAUAAAAUAUAGUUUAAAUGUGUUUAUCAAAGUCAAAAUAAAAAUAUAAAUAACGUGCCAACUAUAAACAUUAUUUCGAAUAAUCCAGUUGAAGUGAAAACAAUAAACAGUUAAUAAAAUAACAAAAUCAACAUGGCAUCACAACCAACAACACCAAAAUUGAAGGAACUUCGUUUACCCAUGUCAAGAGUCAAAACAAUUAUGAAGAGUUCACCUCACGUUGAUUCAAUUGCUCAAGAUGGUCUUUUUCUUGUAACAAAAGCAACAGAAAUGUUUAUUCAUUACUUGGCUGAAGAUGCUCAUACAGAAGCAAACAAAUGUCAAAGUCUUGAUUAUAAACAUUUAGCAGAAGUUGUACAAACAAAUGAGACUCUAGAAUUUCUUAAAGAAAUAAUGCCAAGAAAAAUAACUGUUCGACAAUUUAAAGAAAUAAUGGCUGAAAAAGAAGCAUCACUUCGUUCAAGUUCAUCAGAGAGUUCAUCAGAUUCAGACUCAGAUAGUCAGUCUGACAGUGAAUCAACAUCUGGCUCUGAAUCUGUUAAAGUUGAUGCUGAUAAUUCUGAUAGUGAUACCAAUGCUGAAAAUGGUAAAACACCAUCAUCAGAUCAAAGUGAUUCCAGUGACGAUGAAAAAUAAAAAAAAAUUAUUUUUAUAAGGUCUAAUAUUGAAAUAAUUGAUAACAAGUAUUUUUUAUAAU
This is a messenger RNA of Aphidius gifuensis, 852 nucleotides long. Its product is annotated as chromatin accessibility complex 16kD protein-like. The transcript is spliced from 3 exons. Gene Ontology annotation, cellular component: CHRAC; nucleus. Lineage: Eukaryota; Metazoa; Arthropoda; Insecta; Hymenoptera; Braconidae. Gene Ontology annotation, molecular function: protein heterodimerization activity. Bases 288 to 791 code for a protein of 167 amino acids. The record is from RefSeq and is a predicted model, not a curated record.